This is a messenger RNA of [Torrubiella] hemipterigena, 2800 nucleotides long. The record is from the annotation of a GenBank genome assembly. NCBI's taxonomy places the organism in Eukaryota, Fungi, Ascomycota, Sordariomycetes, Hypocreales, Clavicipitaceae.
UGGUACUGAUCCUGUGACUGCAGCUUCACUUGACUUUGCCAUCCAUGGCUACGGUUGGUGGUACGAUGGUAGCGACGGAACCAAUACCAUCGCCAGAAUCCCAUGGGCGACACUGCGACAACACUUCUCGGAGCUACUCCUCUGCUUCCAGUUCCGUUAGUGGACAACAGUCUACCUUAGCGUCUAGUUAUUCCUCGGCCACCGCAUCCGCAGUUCAUCAGAACCUCCGUCGAGGCUCUACCAAGACGGUCCUGCCUACAAUCCCAGAUGAUGGCGGAUUUGCUGUACCCGGAACAACGCUCAAGGCAUAUGAUAAAUAUAUAUCCAAUACUCUCAGAAGUCGGUUCUAUGAUCUUCAGCGACUGUAUAGCACGGCACUAGCUGAGGAAAUCUCGAAGAAACGGCGGCUUGGGUUGGGCCAAUUCAAGGUGAAACGAAAGAAUAGGACUGCAAACCCAGGACCACUAUCGAUGAAGUGCAAAUAUCUGGGCACUUCUGAAGAAACUGCAAAACUUUGUAUUGUUAUUCACUGCGAAAAACAAGUAUCGAAAACUGUCACCGACUUUUUUCAUCAAGAGCACGUCGCCAAGGAUCUCAACGGUGAUUUUGAAAUCCACAUCAUCAACGACGGCCUCAUCCGAUUCGCCGCUAUGGAAGAUGUUUCCGUGUUUGGUAAUAGCUUGGGAAGUACAUCCUUUGGCAGGAAAGUCCACCUUCGACUGGAGCACGCUUCUCGUUGGGCUACAAUGGGUGGAGUGAUUUUAGUAUCGACAGCAGAGCGCGGAGACACCGUCUUUGGUCUCCUCGCAGGGCACCCAGUUGCUGAUAUUCGGGAUCAAAUCGAACGUGAGAGCCUUGCGAGUGUCGACGAUGAGAGUAUUGAAGCAAGCAGUCUCGACAUCAUGGAGGAUGAGCCAGAUUCUCUUGAUUCAGACUCUAGUUCAGAUUCGCCAAUUGCUCAUAUACUUUCAAAUGGGAAGCAGAGUACUGCCGAAGACGAAGAUAACGGGUCGAUCAUCUGUGAAGAAUAUCUCGGACAGGUGAUUCAUGACUCAUUCCGCAACGAAGCAGAAAAGAACUAUGAUUGGUGUCUCAUGGAGCUACAAGAUAGCAGCACAAUGGGAGAUGAUAUCCAUCUUGGCAAGUUUCUCGAAUGGCCGUAUCCUGGCCGAGCCCGCCACGAUACUCCAUUGUUUCAGAUGAGCGUCGAAGCAAUUGCAAUUACUUCUCAUGGCAUUCAAGCAGGUACCCUAUUUCGAGACAGGUCCUCAAUACUGCUACUGCCAGGUUCGGCAUUUGUGGAAACGUUGAGAUUUACUCUAAAAUCUGGCUCAGAUUUAACUUACGGUGACUCGGGUUGCUGGGUAGUAGACAGUAAUGGACAUCUACAUGGGCAUCUCGUGGCAAUCGACGUCUUUCAAGAGGCAUAUGUAAUGCCACUGGAGGAAACACUACGCAGCAUCAAAUCCAAUCUACAGGCAACAUCGAUUGCGAUUCCUGGGCCAAACCACUUCAAUAUUAUCAUACGGUGCCAGGGAUUACGGUCAGGGGAUAUUAAAGAACAUUUACGGCUUGAAAAACUUCUCCUGGGGCCAUUCUCGACGCAAUUCAGCAUACACGCGAGCCCGACUGCGCUAUUUGAGUUUCCUCUUGCCGAACCACCAACCUGCAGAAUUGACGGCAUGAUAACAGAAAGAAGAGCCGUUGAAUCUAGGAGUAAUAACAAUGCUGGGCGGCACUAUUGGGUUUGCCGGUUUGGGAAUACAAAACACUUUGUAUGUUGGGAUGAUGCAUGGGGACUAGCAGACAACAAUCCACCAUGCUUUUGUUUCAAGCCAAGUCGGAUAGGGUGGGAUAUAUUGAAUGUCUUUUAUACAUGUGCCCUUGGGAACUGUUCAUUUUUGAAACUUGAAGCCGGAAUAGCAGAACAACAAAACCAACAGAGUACACGGGUACCCUCCGAAAGAGUUUUAGUAUUUCAAGAUCAACAAAGGGGUCCAAGUGCUCGUAUAAUAGAGGACCUAGCCGACAGUCUCGAUGAAGAUCUAAUGAUUGCUAGGGAGGCUCUUGAAUACCAGAACAUAGCCAACAUGCCAUCCUCAGUGGAAAUGGGUUCAAAAUCAUCUGGCUCAAAGUCAUAUUCAGAGUCAAAGGGCUCGCAGUCAUCGGCUUCAAUACGAUCAUCAUAUUCAGGAUCAUCGUAUUCGGCACCAUCAUAUUCGGCACCAUCAUCCUCAAAAUCAUCUUAUUCAGCCUCAUCAUUUACACCAGAAGGAUUUAUAUCACAUUCAUCUUCAAGAGCAUCAUUUACACCGCAAUCAUAUUCAAGAUCGUCGUAUUUGUCACAAUCAUAUUCAUCACCAUCAUCAUAUACACCGUCAUCAUACUCGGCAUCAUCAGCCGCAGGAUCCCGUUCAUAUGGAUCGUCUUCAUCUUCAGCAUACAGAUCUGGCUCAUCUCAUCAUGACUCGGGGCCAUAUUCAUCUUCGUCGUUAUCAUAUAGACAGAAUACGGUAGUCAACUAUGGACAGACUCAAUUUAGUAGAGGACACCCGACACCGCAAUAUGGAGGUUAUCCAGAAUCGAAUACUGGUAGCCAGCCCCAACCGGAACGUAAAAUCAAACUCCCUACGGUUCCGGAAACUGAAAAGAAGUAAGAAUGAGUAUGCGUAGGAUUACGGUAGCAUUUAUUCUGAGCCAAGGUGGUGGAGGAUGGUAACGAUCAAAUUAUCCUAAUCAAUACCAAACCUAUUAAAGUUACUUAUAGGCUAUCUAGUCGUAAUACAUGCUGUCGAGAUCG